Messenger RNA from Solea solea (common sole), 1592 nucleotides. Its product is annotated as GTP-binding protein REM 2-like. Bases 308 to 1216 code for a protein of 302 amino acids. The record is from RefSeq and is a predicted model, not a curated record. Gene Ontology annotation, molecular function: GTP binding; GTPase activity; calcium channel regulator activity. Gene Ontology annotation, cellular component: plasma membrane. Lineage: Eukaryota; Metazoa; Chordata; Actinopteri; Pleuronectiformes; Soleidae. The transcript is spliced from 6 exons.
CUCUCUCUUUCUCUCUCUCUCUCUCUCUCUCUCUCUCUCUCUCUCUCUCCCUCUCUCUCAGAAAAUAAAAUCCAAAUGUAAUGAGGAGAGCAUCCAUGCAGUGAGUUAAUGUGAGGGACAUACCUGCAGAACUGGACCUGGGCUCCGAGAGAGAAAGAGAGAGAGAGAGAGAGAGUGAGAGAGAGCGUGUGAGAGAGAGAGAGAGGGGGGGAGAGAGAGAGAGAGACCUGCUCACUUUGUACUUGCCGACAGUCGCCUGACAGGUGAGGAGAGAAUAUUCCGGGCUGCUUGUGCUGAGGUUCAUGAAAUGCCGACAGAUGUGCCCGAAGACAGACUCAACAACGAGGAGACGGCGAGCACGUGUGAAAGUAUGACUCUGGCCAGCACCCCGACUGUACGCAGAGGAAGCACUCCACUGCCAAUUAAGCACCAGCUCAGACGAGAAGAAGCCGUCCAUGAUGACGGUGACUGGACCUCAGGUGCAGCCGGGCCUUCUGCUUCGCCCAUCAGCUUCAGUCCGGCCCUGGAUGACAUCCUGACUGUGACAGUGGAGGGAAGACCGGAUGGGCCUCUCAGGAUUGCCCUGCUGGGGCAGAACGGGGUGGGGAAGUCUUCGCUGGCCAUUGCUCUCGCUGGGGACAUGGACAGGACUGCGUCUGUGGAUUCUGAUGGGGAGGGCUAUGUUCGCACAGUCACAGUGGAUGAGGAGGAGAGCGCCAUCAUUAUCUAUGACAACUGGAGACAGGACCUCUCGGCUCUGCAAUGUGAGGUGUGUGUCCUGGUGUUUUCAGUGACUGACAGGCGAAGCUUCCACCGCACUGCUCAGCUCCGACUCCUCCUGAGAGAGACUCAACCUCAAACUCCCAUCAUCCUCGUGGGUAAUAAGAGUGACCUUGUCCGCACACGCGAGGUCACCUCGCAAGAGGCCAUGUCCAGCGCCGCCCUCUUUAACUGCCUGUAUCUGGAGAUCUCUGCCUCGCUGGAUCACCGCACCCCAGAGGUCCUGGAGUGUGCAGUUCGGCUAGCCAGGGGCCAGUCCCCGUGGCCCCCGGGGACUAAUGUGGAGGACUUGAGUGGAGGAGGCCAACGUGAAAGCAUCACCACACGAGCCAAACGAUUCCUGUCCAGCCUGGUGCCCCGGUACCCGCGAGAGCGAGACAUGAGCAAGUUCCUGAGGCAGAAAUCCCGCUCUUGCCACGACCUGGGGGCGCUGUGAUUGGGCCAAACAGGGAGUUUUCAUGGUUAGAUAGAUGACAGAGGUGUGGAAGAGUGCCACAGUGGGACAAGAGAGGGGGAGAUGUGGGGAGAUCCAGAGGAGAUGUGAGUGCAGGGGUUGCCAGAGUGAUGGCACCACAGUGUUGUGGAUGAUCACUGUGUGCAUCCAGCAGUAGAAAACAGGGAGAAUGUCAACAAUGGUAGUAGUGAUGUUUAUCUAUAGGUUGAUAGAGAAAUUUUGGAUAAACGUCCAAACAACAAAUAGCGUAAAGAAGCGUAUAGUACAAUUGUACACCACAUGUAAAUAAACUGUAAUUGUGAUAGUUAACUUCCACCCUCAUAACUUUAAGAGCUGAAUAAAUUUUUUGAGUCCUGCA